CAGGGCGGGGAGAACAGUUGCCGAAUCGACACUACAAUACUUACGCGUAUUUUUGUCGAAACCGUCGUGUUCGUGACUCGGACGCGGGUGAUAUUGCGAAAUUAUUGUGUGUUUCUGUGUUCGUUUAUGUUGUCUGUGUUAUUAUUUGUGCAUAAUGGUGAUUUAGUGGUGAAAAACGUGAAAGGACUUUAGGGUAACAAUGUCUAGCAGUUGACAUGUUUAUCUGUGUCGUGUGUGAAGAUUUUCCCUUCGCGUGAGGAGGUGCGGUGUCAUAGUGUGCGGCGCGCGCUGGUGUGCGUGCCGCGGUCGUGGAUACACGGGACCCAAUGAUGGAUUGCAUUUUCAUGGAUGUAUAGAAUGUGGAAUCUACCACCGAUCCAUCAAUGAAGGUAACAUUCAUCUGACCACAACAAACAAUGCGGUCACAAACAUCGAAACCUGUACCUAAGAAAGGGGCAGUAAGUAGAACAAAAUUUAAGGCAAGCUCUAAUGUCAAACAGGCCAAGAAGAAAGCUGCAACGCAAAAGAAGGUCAAAAACAUUGCUAAUAAAACAUUAGCAAAAACCCCUAAGAAAAGUUUGGCUAAAGAUGAUACUUCUAACAAAAACGAUGAAGAACCUUCUUCAGGAGACAAAAACGAAUCACCUCCUGAAACUUCCAAGCCUGGCCCUUCCAAAUCAAGUCCUAGAAGUACAUCACCGGCGAAAAAAGCUAAAAAGGAUCCCAAAGAUAAGAAAGAUAUGGCUAAUACUAAUACGGAAGUAGCUGCCAAGAAACCUCCUAAAAAGACAACCAAAUCUGGCAAAAAAGUGAACAAAAAUUCAAACAUCAAAAAAGCUGAAACAAAAGUUGAUGAUACAAAGUACAAAAUUAAUGUAGAUGCCGCUAAGAAGACCCCCGCAAAGUUAUGUAAAGCUAAAACUGUGGUUAAAAAAGUAAAUACAAUAAGUCAAAAGAAAAAAGCUACAACUAAUAAUAAGCCAGAAGUGCAACAAAAAGAAGACUGCGACAAAAAUAAGGAAAAAGAUAAUUCGAUCAAAAAUGAAGAUGAUGAAAAACCUAAUGUUAGUAAAGAGGUAGUAACUGAGAAAUUGGAGACUAAUCUUGAAGAUAAAAUUAAAGUAGAACCCAAAACUGCACCAACAAGCGCUACGGAUAUUUCUACGAAUGUGUCAACAAUAACAAUAGAUACGCCCAAAACUGAAACAGAAAGGCCCUUGAAAUUCUUUACUUCCAGCAGAACACCAAGAACUGUUGAUAUAGAUGUUAAAUGCUGUAAAACUUCCAAAGGAAAUUUAUCUGUUUCAGAAAGAUUUCUAUCUAUGAAAGUAGAAACUAAAACUGAUGAUGACAAUAAAGAAAAAAGUACAUCAAAUACGCUAGUCUCUCAAGGCCCUGAUAUUGAUGUUUACACCUUCACUGAAAAGGUUGACUCUCCAAAAAGUAUAUUAUCUGAUUUUCGCAGUCCUGUUACUAAAAACGUUGGAAGAGUACGGCCCAUAGCUAGAGUCAAAGGGACUGUCAUUGAUAAAAAGACAGAAUCCGAGAAGAAAAAGUAUUCGCCUCAUCGCCCUAUAGAAGAAGUCGUAAAACAAUUGAAAGCUAACAAAAGGACCGAAGAAGUUAAUGCCUCUGCGACACAAAUUCCAAUCAGUACAUCUAAUGAUCAGUCAGGGGCGGCAAAUGAACAAAAAGAUUCAGAAGAUAAUCCAAAACCAAUUGUAAGUAAAUCAUAUAAAAUGGUGGCUCGUAAAUCAAGUGUGACAGGAAAACCAUUUAGCCCAAUAAAAUUUUUGUACCAAGAGCCAACUUCUAGCAAAACGGAAAAAUCACCGAAGACUACUUCCCCUGUUGUUACAAAGAAACCACCUCCUAAACCUAAAAAGCAGCAGAAGAAACCAAGUAUAUCUGAUGAAGAGAUUGAUACUUCCAAAUUCGCUUUAAACACUUCGUUUCAUUAUGCCUCUUCAGAUGAAAGUGUUAAUGAAUCUAACGAUGACAAUGAUACCAAAGAGUCUUCCGGUUCAGAUACACCUAAAACCAAGAAAAUGAAAAAUAAAAAAUAUAAAAGAAUAACUGAUACUGCCAAGAAAGCCACAACAUCAAAGGAGUUAAAAGAACUUUCUAAAGACUCCUUAGUUGAUCUCAAAGAUAACUCACUGCUCUUAGGUGAAAAACCGAGUAAAAGACGACUCAAACUGUUAUCUAUGUGGGCUGGGCCUAAAAAACAUAGAAUGGCAUCUCUUAAUGCUAUGGCUAAAGUACAUUGCUUAUACGAAAAUGAAAGUCGUACACAUAUGGAGUUAGGUUUGAUGAAGACCGUUGAUAGACAAGCCAUUCCAGGUACGUCUAAACAAAUAGUUACUAAAAAGAAAGACUGUAAGAUGAAAGAGUCAGAAAAACUUACGACUUCAAACUCGGAAUCUGAGUAUGAAUCGAAGGCUGAGAAAAAAGAUGAGAGCUCUGAAAGUUCUGAUGACAACCCUCCUUCACGCACUCUGCGUGGGGUCCCAGGUAUCCGCAGCGCGGGUAAAUACUGGGAUCCGAAGUCCUCGACUUCGUCCAGCGAAGAUAGUGAGCUUGAAACGAAAAAGAAAACCAUUAGUCCUGAGAAAAAGAAAACUAUCACCAAAACUGCGGCCGUAAAAUCUGACGUUGAGAAACCUCCAGCAAAAAUGAAAAAAUCACCUGGAGCCCCUGUGAAAAAGAAAAGAAAUCGUAAUGAAGUAGUGAUGGAUCUGAAGGACAUGGUAGUACAAAAACGGAUGGCCAGUUUGAAUGCGACGGCGAUCUUAGCUGCUAGCUAUGAGAAACGAUCGCCUAAAUCUAGUAAAGAUGACACGUCAUCAGAUUCUUGUAGUGAUGAGUCUUUUUCUCAGAAGCCAAAAAACGGGGUAGGUUCCGGCGUGAAGUCGGAAAGUAAAUUAGAAGAAACUAAAAAAGAGUUCGAUGAGGCCUCGUUAACAGACAGGAAACAGAAGGUUGAGGUGAUCGUCAACCAAGACACUGACGUUACCAUAACUGGAGUGUACUCGACUCAUCACGAGGGGUUUUGCACCGCAAUGCAAUACCGAAUCUCCUCUACGAGCCACACGCAGACCACGGCCACAGCAAACUGCGAAAAGGAGGGUUGCUCGCGUGAGGAUGGCUCCCGGUACACUCCACUAUCAGCUCUGUCUUCCAUGCAGCCACCAGCGGAACACGCUCAUAAUCAUCCUCAUCCAGUCCCAGAGCUGGGAGGCUUGGCUCGCCGCGCCGCCGGGUGCUCCAGUGCCUUCUCCGCGCCCUCGCCCUCUGCUCAUCAUGAACCAGGUAAGGCGGCAUGCACCUGCAGACUGUGCGACACUAUGACGCGCUAUCCGUACGGCUACUACCAGCCAGCGGGCCCGCUCAUCAAGGAGAGCGGCGCGGACGCCGAGCGCGCGCUGGCCCGCUACCACCCGCCGCCGCACUACCACGCGCCGCACCCUUCCGUGCUCCAGCAAUACGGCGCCCCGUACUACCCGGCGGCAGAACUAUGCUACGGCCGGUACUACAGGCCUUCGGGACCAUACCACAUGCCGCCUCCACAGCCCGAUGCUCCAAUGGUAGGGGUAGGCAGCGAACCUUAUCCCCCGCCACAAUACUAUGGUACUCCCCCAUGUUACCAACACUCGCCGCAAAGGAUACCAUACGUAGAAUAUCGCGGAUGCCCGUGCCCACUAAACGCGUGUCCAAAAAACGUCCUUAUUGGGCCCGCUACUGGUAAAGCCCCAGCUGGUGGCGGCCCGGACGUCCCUUCGGCCCUCGCGCCGCCCGGGGGCGCCUUCCGAGCGAAGGUGCGGGCGUGCGCCCUCGACGCUGUCGCUGACACACACGGCAGCGGGAAGGACCCUCCGCUGGAAUCAGAACCACCGGCCGCAGCUGACGCUCCACACCCCUGUCCGCUACCAGCUAUCGGAGGCGCAUCACCCAAGCGCGAACUGUACGACGUCCGCGACAACCUCCGGCUGGUGGGGGACAUCCCGGGCCCCGCUGAGCCAAUUGGCCCGCCCUCCCCUGCGAGGGGCUCAGCGGGGGCCUGCGCUCCCCAGCCGCCCCCCGCGGCACCCAGGCGGGCCCGCCUAGGCAAGGACAUGGCGCGGAAAUCUCUUGCCGGCGACGACACCGGACUACUCCUCUCCGCACCCCAAGCUCCCCUGCUGGUCCACAGCAGCGACGCCGAUGAUGACGUCAUGGCGAUCUCACCCCCAGUCUGCGCUCCCAUUGAUCUCUCCUCCUCCGAUGAACGAUCCACCCCUCUAGUUGACGUCAAAAAAGAAAACGAGGGCCCCACUAACGCGCUAUUGCGUAAAACCGACGCUCUCGCUCUCAGAGAACACAACUGCACAGCAGUCUCUGAACAAAACAUGGACGUCACGGAUUCCGCGAAAGCAGUCAAAAGGCGAUAUUCCAGGCCGAAGCUGGAAAUAGACAUGAAGGAUACGCAACUGGAGGAUGGUUGCAAAACGAAUUGCAUCGGGGAACACGUGAAAUUGCAAAAGCGCCGAAAAGUAUCAGGGGAACAGACUGACGUUCGAUUGGAAACUAUAACGAAGGAGCCUAAGAAGAAAACGUCGCCGGCUAAAAGAGUGCCUAAAACACCGUCGACAGAAAAGAAACCGCUCAAAAGAAAACUGGAGAGCGUGGCGGCCGGAUCACGGGCAAAGAAGGCACUCGUUGAGACAGCCAACGAAGACCCGCGCCUGAAGAACGUAGCCGCUGUCCCCGAAGACCUUGCGGUGCCUAAGCCGAAAACUAAGAGUGCAUUGCUGCUGGAUAACCUCAUCAGAAAGAACAGCAUCGACAGGCCUGACGCGAAGGGCUUGUCCGAAAGAAAUCUGAAUCCAGCGGAGCUGUUCCUCUCGCCCGACGAGAACGUCGCUCAGAGUUGCGCGAAGAAAACCAACAUCAACAACAACGUCGUGGACAGCGCCAACGCGCCCGUCAACGGCGUGCGGCCCAACACCAUCGCCGCCGUCAGCCAGCUCAUAGGGAAGAAGCUCGCGUACAAAAACCCCUGCAAAGUCGAGAAGAUCGACUCGAAUAUAACGCACAACCUCAAAUCAGUAUUAAAAAGGCCCACCGUGAAGUCGUCGGACGACGACUGCAAACCCUCAGAGAGGCGGUCGUCCGAGGACUGCGUAGUGGUUCCGGAGAAGAGCGAGGAGGCGGUUAAGGAUGUAGAAGUGCCGAAGGAGGAUAAAGUCGAAGCGGAGAAGCCAAAAGCGAAGGCGGUUUUGAAGACGGACGCCGAAGAAUCUCAGAAGCGGAGCGAGGUGGAGGAGGAAACGGAAAAAGAUAAGGGGAAGGGGAAAAGAAAGGGGAAGGGGGAGUUAAAAGAUAAGGUGGUGAAGCUGCUAGUGUCGAAAAAGCCAGGGCUGAAGGCUGAUGAAGCUGCGUUGGUGGUGGAAGACGCUUGUACGACGAGCGGCUCAGUGCGGCGCACGCGGCGCCGGCGCAGCGGGCUGGUGGUGCGGCGCCAGCGCCGGCCGCCCGCGCCGCCGCCGCCGCCCGCCAGCGAGCCGCGUGCACCGCCGCGCUGGAGCAACGGCUGGAGUUUCGACGGCGAACACUACUUGUCCAAAGUCUACCUCAAUAACGACUCGCGCCUGGACCGCACUGCGCGCUGCUGGGCGCGCAUGACGCACGCAAGCGGCGACAGCGUGGCGCGCGGCGACUGCGUGCUGCUGCGCGCCUCGCUCGCGCGCGCCCAGCCCUUCGUGGCGCGCGUCGCGAGUCUGUGGCAGAACCCGGACGACGGAGAGAUGAUGGUGUCCCUUGUCUGGUACUACCGGCCGGAACACACGGAGCACGGGCGGCAGGCGGUGGACGCGCCCGACGAGGUGUUUGCGUCCCGCCACCGCGACGCCAACUCCGUCGCCUGUAUUGAGGACAAGUGCUAUGUGCUCACCUUCAACGAGUACUGUCGAUACAGAAAACGGCUAAAAGCAGCCGAGGAGGGCCUGACGAUCGCGCCAUCGAUCGUGCCGCCGCUGCCGGCCGCCGACUACAACCCGGCGCUGGCCCCCAACGACGUCAGGCUGCCCCCCUCCGUGUCCCCCGAACUCGUUCUCUUCUGCCGCAAGGUCUACGACUUCCGAUCCAAGAAGAUCCACGUCCCCAACAAAUGAACCCGGCCCCGGGACCCCUGGAUCAAGUCGACAGCCCUCCGGCCGAGCCGAACCGUGGGUGCAUUUUUAUAAGUAAUUUCUAAGAACGAACACCAAAGUUACGUUACGGAGUUUUCUUUGCCGGCGGCGGCCGUGUAGUGUCCCCCACUUAGUACAAAGCGACGGUCCGGCGCAACGUAGAUGUGUGACCCGCGCCAUUUAUGUCAGUAUCGUUGUGUUUAGUGAUCGCCGAUUGGUCGUUACUUUGCUUGUGUCGUGAUUGCAGUAGAUAUUCCUUUAAUGUAUAUUAAACAGUGAUUUGCUGUAUUCGAUUGAUUUUAUGAUGAAUAUUUUUUAUCAAAGGAUGCCUUUUAUAAUGUGUAAGUAGUUGUAAGUGAAUCAUGAUCGACGAUAGACUCAUGAUUGUGGUAAUAGCGAUAUAUUUCCUUUUGCUUCGGGACGUAACUUGUCCCAAUUUGUCUCAUUUUGGUAGCAUUAAUAUUGAAAUGGUGUGAGUGCCAGAUGUCUGUAACAUUAACUUGUAUGGCUGGUACGAUUUUGUUUUACGAUUAAGUUUCUUUUUGGCUAUUUAAAAAAAGCAUUUAUUUAACAAUUUACUUUUAAUUGUUAUAACUGUUAUAAAAGUAGAGUCUAUAUUAAAUUAUUCUUUUAUUAUUUAAGAACAUGAAACAAAAUCGUCAUUGUGAAUAGUGUCUGCAGGCCAGUUGAGGCGUGCAUUACAAUCAUACCGUGUUCACUUCUUAUACAAAAGUGAGCACCGUAUUACCACAAAAGAUACAACAGCCAUUUGACGUAAAUUUAUAGUCAAAAUAAUUUCAUCACAAAAAUUUUAACUAAAAUCUUGAUGCUCACUUUAAUGCCAUCACUUCUACCGUGGUGGUGAAUAUACAAGUAUUAUGAAUCCCAUACUGUAAAAUUCAUUUGAGCCGUUUGUCAGCAGUAGACUUAUUUUGUAUGAACUGGCUGAGCUUAGCCUGUAUUUGUAAUGAAGAUAAUAAAACCAUGCCUUUAAAGGAAUUGAUUUAUCGAUUGCAUUUUGGCUUCGAUCAUUCAAAUUGGUUUACUGAAUUCGCAAGAGCUCUCAGUACUUUUACAAAAAGACUGAUUUUGCAGAAGUGAAAUAUUUGUUGUUUUGUCCAGUACCUGUGUCAAUUCCGGAUCUUACCACAUUGCGAUUAUUUUCCAUUGCGUCAGCCAACAUAAAAAUAAACAAGUGGGAUCAUUGUAACAUAUUUGAAUGUAAUAUUAGUGCAUAGAUGUAACAAAAACACUUUGAAUGCAAAGAGAUAUAUUGUAUGAAUGUCAUAGUGAAAUCUCUUUAUCAUUAGAAACAUAAUUUUUAAGUAGUGCGGAUUUAUGAAAUAAAGAUUUAUUAUAUUAACGUUGUGAUUCCCGCGUGGAUGUUUGUAAAGGGCAUUUAUACGUUUGCAAUUUGUACCUAUCUCAUUCUGUCUUCACUAUUUCUUACAAUGUAUCUCUCAAUUAGGUUCGUCUGUCCUUCGGUUGAUGUAUAUUAAAUUAUGUUGUACAUAGAACUCUUAUUUUUGUGAGUAGGUCUUGAUCAUGUUAAUAAAUUAUUGUUCUUGCCAGUGAGAUCAUUAUCCUAAUAAGAAGGCAUCUGAAACGGCUAGAUGUUUAUUUCGAAUGCUCCUGCGUUCGAUGGGAACUGAUAUUUACAUUCCUCCUACAAUCUUAAUAUGUAACAUUGCGUGCAUUUCUAUGAGAGCACACGUUUAAUACGGUACGGGAUGGUGAAAAACUCAAUAUAUCCAUACAAAGUACCCCAUCUUGAUACUGUAUUAUGCAGCAAUGAAAAAGUUAAAUAAAGCACGAAGUUUUAAAACCACCAAAGCCGUUUACAACGCUAUUAAAAUAACUACUAUCAUCACAAUCUCACUAGUUGUCUAUUCCAAAGCUUUCUUUAUCUAUUCUUUUUUCGUUGCUUGAUGCCAAAAAUUUAGCUGCAAAAAUUCUAUUAUUCAGUAAAGAUACAAAUUUCCUUCUAUUUAGGUUACACGGAUGGCAGCGGAGUUUGCGCAUGAUUUACCAACUAUUCUAUAUUUAUUCAAUAGGGAUUUUGAGACCAUAAACAAUAAAUUCCAAAGAUGUUAUCUUCAAAAGAAAAAAUGAAUAUGUUUAUUUUCAAAAUCAUGUUAGUAAAUACUAUUCUUUAGCCAAUUGACAAAAAAGUGACGACACCCUAAUAAUUUUUUGAAGUCAACUGGCACAUCAUUCUGGUUUCCUAAAGUUUUUGUACUUACAUAAAAAAAAAUUGUUUUGAUUCUAAAAUACUGUUUUGACUAUUUGGGCGCCUUCAAAUUAGAGGCGUGAAGAAGAAGCGUUGCAGUGCCGCCACUGUGGCUACGUCUCUAAUUUGAAGGUGCCCUAAGUGUCCAUUGAUUGGUGAUGUCAACGUGCCUAUUGUUGUAAGAAAGCCCUAACAUUGAAAUAAUGAUCAUAUUUUAUGUUGAGACCUCGAUAAGGCACUUUUAGACAAAGGUGAAAAUGGACGGCCACCGAUGUUGGACUUUGAAACAACCAUAGUCAGAUUAGAGAAACAAGAAUUUCAUUAAAUACCGACUUGAAUAAAUAUUUUGAUUCCAUUUAUCGUGUUACCUAUGCGCAGAUUACGCUGACAUUGCUACUCAUUAUCUAUUAAUUAUUAGAAUUAAUGAGUGAAUUCCAUAAUAAUAAUGUUACUAUAAGUGAGCUCUCCCUUGCUUGUAGCUGUUUUUUUUAAUAAACCUGUUACCUUAAAUGGAAUUUACCUCAUUAAUCACGUUUUUUUAGUCAAAUGAUUUUUAGGAUAGGUUUACUAAUAAGAAAAAAAAAUACCUUGUUUUUAUUAUUUAUUUUGUUUCAAUGGAAAUUAUAUAGGUAUAUUUUUAUUAUUGUAACCUACAUAGUUAUGUUGGCUGUAAUUUAAUAUUGAUGUAAUUAAUAUAUGUAUUUUUAUUUCAAAAUGUCUUUUAUUAAAGUAGAAGCGAUACCCUGCCUUCAAAAUAACAACAACUGAUUCAACAGUAAAUAUCGAUUAUUUAUUUACUAACACGUCCAAGCAUAAGUAUACAACUUUAUAAUACACUUUCAAAGUGAAUACCUACAUAAGUAUUCAAAAUAGUCAAAACCCACAUACAUCGACAUACAACAUACAUCAAUUUAUUACAAAGAUUAUACACAAUGGUAAAAACCUUCGGAUAUAAAGUAGUAUGUCAUGCACGCAACAGCAUCAGUACUUAUCAAUCGAUCCGAAUAUUGUAACAGAUAAAUACUAUACACAGGGUGAUCUUUCCCUGUAAAUUUUAAACAUAGGCCAACCAAUACUGCUACGUUUCUAUACAUUACUAAUUGUAUUAUUAUAAACAUGUUAUCUGAAGCUAGAACGAGCAGCGUGUGGUGGGGCAAAUCGGUGGCAGUCGCUUGUUCGUGUAAAAUAAAUAUCAUCUGUCACAAAAAGUUGGAAUAUUAAUUUAUUAAUUGAAGAAGAAAGAAAGAAGAAACAACAAACUGAUAGUGCGCCGAGGGCGUAGAUACGCUUCGAUCAAAUUCAGUGAUGUAGAUGGCGUUAUAUGCGAGAAAAAAUACAGACUGUAAGGUAGUUGGCAAAAGUUUAGAUAACAUUGAUUUCAGGAGAUCAUUCUUCCGAGUUUAAAACUGGUGAAACUUUAGCGAAUUAUUAUUUUAAAGAAUCGAAUGAGUGCGAAAAAUAAAAAAUAAGGAGAAAUCACUUGCAUUUCCGAAAAAGAUAGCGAGUUCCGGACAGCGGGUGUUUGGACUUCAAUAGUUUUUGCCGACUUCACAUCCUGUAUUUAUGAAGUACGUUGAUUCGAGAACAUAGAAACGACCUGUGCAUGCAUACAACUACUGCAUGCUGAACUAACUAAAAAUAACUAUUUAUGAUCACAAAUAUCACGUAAAAGCUAUUGCUUGACCAAUUUAGCUACAUAUACAGAGCAGACCUAAAUAAAACAUUCAUUAUAA
Ostrinia furnacalis (Asian corn borer) is the source of this 10133-nucleotide messenger RNA. Its product is annotated as Histone gene-specific Epigenetic Repressor in late S phase. NCBI's taxonomy places the organism in Eukaryota, Metazoa, Arthropoda, Insecta, Lepidoptera, Crambidae. Gene Ontology annotation, cellular component: chromatin silencing complex. Bases 417 to 6152 code for a protein of 1911 amino acids. The record is from RefSeq and is a predicted model, not a curated record. Gene Ontology annotation, molecular function: chromatin binding; transcription cis-regulatory region binding. The transcript is spliced from 13 exons. Gene Ontology annotation, biological process: negative regulation of DNA-templated transcription; heterochromatin formation.